This is a messenger RNA of Syzygium oleosum, 1238 nucleotides long. Its product is annotated as cinnamoyl-CoA reductase-like SNL6. The record is from RefSeq and is a predicted model, not a curated record. Lineage: Eukaryota; Viridiplantae; Streptophyta; Magnoliopsida; Myrtales; Myrtaceae. Gene Ontology annotation, molecular function: oxidoreductase activity, acting on the CH-OH group of donors, NAD or NADP as acceptor. The coding region runs from base 85 to 1125 and encodes 346 amino acids. The transcript has 6 exons.
CAUUCGAGCACAAGAUUGUGAGCAGAUGAGAACGUGUAACAAAAUAGUUCACCAACUCUUCCUCUCUGUCGCCUUCAAAAAACGAUGAAAACACACUUCGCCUCCCAUCCUCCCUAUAAACACAGCACAAGUCAAUCAACAGCACAAACAAGAGGCAGCACAAAGAGAAAGGAAAAAGAAGAAUCCAAGGAAAAAAAAAUGGAGAGGGAAGAUGCCAAUGCAAACGCGGCCGACGGCGACAAGCCGGUGGUCUGCGUUCUCGAUGCGUCGACUUACGUGGGGUUUUGGAUUCUCCAAGGCUUGCUGAGCAAAGGGUACAACGUUCAUGCUGCAAUUCAGAAGAAUGGAGAGAGAGAGAUAGUGGAGAAGAUCAGGGACAUGGAGGUGAUCGAAGACAGACUGGUGGUCUACAGUGUGGAAGUCUUGGAUUACAGAAGCAUUCUGGAUGCUCUCAAGGGGUGCGCUGCUGUGUUCUGCUGCUUGGACAGCUCGGAUGGCUACAGCGACGAGAAGAAUGCGGAUUUGGAGGUGAGAGGAGCGAUCAACGUGGUGGAGGCGUGCGCGCAGACCGAGAGCAUCGACAAGAUUGUGUUCAGCUCUUCUCUUACGGCUGCGAUAUGGAAGGACAACAUCUCGUCCCAGGAAGACGUGGACGAGAGGUCCUGGAGCGACCCGGAAUUCUGCAGGAAACUGAAGCUGUGGCAUGCGCUAUCGAAGACGCUAUCGGAGCAGGCGGCGUGGGCGCUGGCCAUGGACCGCAUGCUCAACAUGGUCUCCGUCAACAGCGGGCUCGUUCUCGGCCCCUCCGUGGCCCAACAAAACCCCAAAUCCACACUGGCUUAUCUUAAAGGGGCUGCACAGAUGUAUGAAAGCGGCGUCCUUGCAUCCGUCGACACUAAUUUUCUGGCCGACGUUCACAUCCGGGCGCUCGAGGACCCCUCGACGAGGGGCCGAUACUUCUGCUUCAACCAGGUAGUCAACACCGAAGAAGCAACCGCGAAGGUCGCGCAGCGGCUCAGCCCUCUCAUAUCCCUGCCUCCAAGGUACGAACAAGGCAGCGAGGCGUUCACCGAGAGGCUGAGGACCAAGAAGUUGGACAAACUAGUUGAAGGAACUGCCUAUUGAAGGAUGAUGCAUCUCCCCUUUCCCCAUUUUGUUUUUCUGGUCUUCUGCCUUAUCUGUCAAGUACAUGUAUUUAUGGUCCAUUUUUAGUUGCGUUUGGGUUCAUUUUCAUGGUU